Molecule: messenger RNA, 4131 nt
Organism: Schistosoma spindalis
Lineage: Eukaryota; Metazoa; Platyhelminthes; Trematoda; Strigeidida; Schistosomatidae
Source: the annotation of a GenBank genome assembly
AUGCCUAUACAACUCGACAAUAAAUCUGCGUUUAACCUCGAACGGCUGGAUAGAUCCUCUAUAAGAAACGGUGUUCAACCUACUGGUGAACAUCCUGAAGGGAUUUCUCCUCUCGAAGCUGUAAAUUUGUAUCGUGAUAACCUAUCGUUGCAUGAGAGGAAAGAAAUUUUGCGCUACGAGAAAAUUUUCUAUGUGGGCUGUACAGCUGAUAAACAUUCAAUAUCAAAUUGCUCACAAUUUUCUAUGCAAAAAUUUAAUAAUCAAAUAUUACAAUAUUCAAAUGAUAAAGUAAAUCCAUAUCAUAAUAAUAACAACAGUAAUCAUAAUACUAAUAAUAAUAAUCCAGACAAUCAAUCAAUGUUCAAUGAUUCUGAUAAUUUCUAUCGAAUUAUACAACAUGAUCAUAUUGCCUAUCGUUAUGAGAUUUUAUCACUCCUCGGUAAAGGUAGCUUUGGACAAGUUGUCUCAGCUUAUGAUCAUAUGAAAGGAUGUAAAGUUGCUUUGAAGAUCAUUCGAACGGAACCACGUUUUACACGUCAGGCACGUGAAGAGAUACGUAUAUUAGAAACAUUAAGAAAUAUGCGUGAAUCUUCUGGUGGUGAAUUAAAUCGUUAUGAUUUUCCAAUUAUUAAUUUAUAUGAACAUUUUACAUUUCGUAAACAUAUUUGUAUGACAUUUGAAUUAUUAAAUAUUAAUUUAUAUGAUUUAUUAAAAUUAAAUAAAUUUAAUGGUUUACCAAGAGAUCGUGUAAGACGAAUAUGUUUUCAAGUAUUAAAAGCUUUACAAUUUAUACAAAAAGCUGGAAUUAUACAUUGUGAUUUAAAACCAGAAAAUAUUUUACUUGUUUGGCCACAAUUACCAGAAAAUGAAAGUACUAAUAAUAAUAACAGUAAUAAUAUUAAUCAACAGAAUUCACACCAUCAAUAUGGUGAUAAUUAUUAUAAAAAAUGUCAACAACAUCAAAAUCAUUAUAAUGGUAAUAAUAAUAAUGGAUAUGAUCCACUGAAUAAUUUACGUUCAAUGUAUCAACGUGUAACAGAACAAAAAGAUUAUGUAAAAUUAAUUGAUUUUGGAUCAAGUUGUUUUCAAAAUGGUCAGCCAUAUCCAUAUAUUCAGUCAAGAUUUUAUAGAGCACCAGAAAUUCUACUUCGUUUAGGCUAUAAUGAAGCAAUUGAUACAUGGAGUUUUGGAUGUUUAGUGGCUGAACUAAUAAAUGGUUUACCAUUAUUUCCUGGAGAAGAUGAAACUGAUCAAAUGGCUUGUAUCAUGGAAGUAUUAGGUCUACCACAUCCAACUCUUUUACGUCAUUCAUCAGAACUAGAUCGUUAUUUCAUAGAAUUCAAAUGUGAUAAACUGAAACCAUCUACAUUGGAGUUUAUGGAUAAAAAAGGUGUUCGGUUAAGUAGAGAUGUUGUGUAUCUACCACGUUAUUGUUCAGUACGUUAUCCAGAUGGUGAUAGUCCUCCACAAUUAUUACCAGGUAUUUCAAAACGAGGUGGACAUGUUCGUGGUAUACCAAGUAGUUUACCAUUACUUCAAGCUAUUACUCAAUCAAGACUACGUCGUUAUAAACGUAAAGAUACACGUAGUGUAUCCAAUUUAUCAUCAACAAUAAAUACAGCCAAAAUGUCGGAGGAAGAAGAAAUUUACUUAGAUAAAGAUAAUGAAUUAGUUGUAAAUUUACUAUCAUCUUGUUUAACUUGGUUACCUGACGAACGAAUUCAAUCAAACAAAGCGAUUAUGCAUCCAUGGUUUAAUCAUUUCUAUAAUAAUAAAUCCACUAUUGGUUUUCGUUCACAAGUACGUGUUAGGAGUAUGGAAGUAUCAAAAUUUGCACCAAAUAAUAGUAAAUUAGCUAAUGAAAUUAACGAACGUCAUUUACUUCAUGAUCAUCGCAAUGGUCAUGAAUCACUGAAUAAAGACUCGUUAUUGCAUAAAAUCAAUGGAUUAUGUAAUAGUGGAAGACAAAAAACAUCACGAUUAAACUUAAUUAAUAGUCAUUUGGUCAAUUUUGAUAUUAUACAUAAUAAUUCCAUUGUAGAUGAUUCAGUGAGAAAUAAUCCUGAAACUGAUGUAGCGCCAUGUAUGGUUGAUACACAGAGUAGUCCGAUUCAAGAGGAAGAAUUGAAAAAAACUCGUCGUAACUCUCAAAUCACCAUAGUGCAACAACAGCCAUCAUACUUGGUUACUGUUUCUAAUUCGCCAAAUACAUGUUCAAAAAAUUUGUCACAUUCAACUCAACACACUGAUAAAAUGUCUUCUUCUGGGAAUCGGCAUGUUACAUUCAUUUAUUCAAACAAUAUGAAUAGUAAUGUUAUUGAUAAUAGAACAAUAGCAACGGCCGCUACGAUGACAACGACGACGGUUGCUACUAUUGCUAAUAGCAGUAAUCAAUGUGCUGAUAACAAGUCAAUCGUACCAGAUGACAAUCAGGAAGGUCAAUUACUGUCUGUAAACUUAUCAUUUAAUCAUUUAAACAGUGAUAAUAACAUUAGUAGUAAUAUUGAUGGUGCAUGUGAUGAUGUUACUAUUAGCAAUACAACUAGCAGUAAUAUAAUUCAUAUGAAUAAAAAUAUUUUGAACGAUAGCACUAUCAAUAACAGUAGUAGUACUAUCAAUAGCAGUAUUAACAGCAAUGCCAACACUAGUGCUCUUGACGUAUUGCUUCAACAUUCAGAUUUAGUGACAUCAGUUCGUCGGUCGUCACUUAUUGGGUCGUUGACGGAAAUCAAUAAUUUAAAUGGAACCCAAUCCGAAGUUAUUGUAGAAAAAACACGUCCUCUAAUUCAUACCAAACCUGAUGCAAUAUAUCAAAGUAAAAAGCUAUCAGAUCGUAAUUCAACUAGCAAUAAUGAUCGACCAUUAUCAGAAUUCACUCACCAUCAUCACCAAAAUAACCAACAUCCGGUUACGGAUCACGGUAAGAACAAAAUUAUCACAGAAAAUGAAAGUGAUAGCCCAACUUUUCUGAUCACUGGUCAUUGCUCUGACUCAACACCUCAUCUACCUAACCUUAUGUCAUUUAAUAUAAAUCACACUAAUAAUAAUACAAAUAGCACGAAUGCGACAGUGUGUAAAAUCACAAAUUCACCAAAUCGAUAUUCAUAUUCCAAUUUGCAUCAAUCAGUACCAUUUGUGUCUUCACUGACUAUUGACAAAUCAUUAAACAAUAGUAUGAAUAACAUUGUAAGUAUACAGAAAAUGAAGCCCGCCACUGAUGUGACCAUGAUAAAUGCCUCAGCCAAACGAUAUUCCGUCCCAACACGUUCAAGGUUGAUUGAUAUACCACAAGCAGAAUAUGAAAUACCGAUUAUUGAUCAUAAUAAUAGUAGUAUUAAUUACAAUCAUAUCAAUGACUACGCUAAGCAGGAUAUUCAUUUUAUUCCAGUUACUUCAUCACAUGUGAUAAUUUCAACGGAUUCAGGUGUUUUGCACAAAUUAAAUACAACGUGUAAUAAUAGCACUAGUAAUAUAACAAGUAAUGGUCUGUAUAGAUAUCCAUCUAGCUAUUACAACCAACAACAAUGUGAUGCAUAUCACAAUCAUAAAAAUAACUAUCAAUAUCGUCAGCAACAACCGCCAUCAUCGCAGUCGGUUCAAUUACAACAUCAAGAACAGUUCAAUCGUCAAACCUCCUGUUGGUUGGCUAACAACAGUAACAACAAUAACAACUGUUACAGUAACAACAAUCGUAAAAUUCUGAACUUUACAAGAAACCUUACAGAUCCAAAAGAACAUUCUCUCAACAGUCAUUCGAAUGGGAUCAAUUCAACUAUUACAGGAAUGAAUAGUUGUGGCACUAUAAAUUCUACCAUUAUACUCCCAGAAAUUGCCCCGAAACCACCUGUUCGUACAAAAUUAAUUAUUUCAAACAGUAGUAAUAAUGAUACUUCUAAUAAUACUGAUUACAAAAAUACAAUAAGAUGGCGUUCAGUUAAAUCAUUAUCAUCAGAAGACUAUGGCUCUGCAAAUCUAUACGGCCCACAGCCUUACAGUCAACCACCCAUUGAAUCACAUAAAAUUAUUGUACAACGAUUACCUCAAUUCAAUUUGAAUAAUAAUAAUAACAAUAAUGGUCAUGGUGGUUAUACAGAUCAAAUUUCAUCUCAUUAUACUCAAUAUGAAACUUGA